Messenger RNA from Diachasma alloeum, 2669 nucleotides. Its product is annotated as rRNA methyltransferase 3, mitochondrial. Gene Ontology annotation, molecular function: RNA methyltransferase activity; RNA binding. Lineage: Eukaryota; Metazoa; Arthropoda; Insecta; Hymenoptera; Braconidae. Gene Ontology annotation, biological process: RNA processing. Bases 313 to 1710 code for a protein of 465 amino acids. The record is from RefSeq and is a predicted model, not a curated record. The transcript has 4 exons.
CAUUCUCACUAGAUAGCGUGCUACUGUGGAAAAAGAAAUUAAUGAAACCUCUCCCAUGGUAGCAUUCUAACCUACAUAUCCUAAAUCGAAAACGUGUUGUUGCUCCGAAAUUCAAUCGAUAAUAACGCUAAAAAAUUCAACAGUUCGAUAAUUUCCCGGUCUCGCAGACUUCCCAUGACAUUCAAGGGUCGGGUUCUCAAGUCGUCACAAGCUGACAUUCGACCGUUCGUAAAUGAAACAGAAAUGAGUGCUUACACAAGUCCCAGUGCAUAAAUUGUUUAUUCCAUUGUUGUAUUCCUUAAAAAGAACAAAAUGCUGUUCAACACUUUAAGAUUAACAGUAAAAUGUUUGCAAUGUUCGAAUUCUUUACGAAGUCUUAAUUUACGAACGAUAAGCCAAGUGCAAAGAUACUCAGAUGUUGCGUAUCGUCGGCCAGUGCGUGUUGUCAACGAGGAAGAGAUACUGGAGAAAAUCGAGGAGGCAAAUGGGCCGAAUGAAUUCCUCGAGGUCGAGAAGAGGAAGCCCUUGAAGGUCAGAUCGAAGAAGGGAAAACUCAAGAAGAAGAUUGUUGUUACGAAAGCUGACACACCUCUCAAGGAGGACGGUCGUCUCAAUUAUUCUGAACUCAAAGAGAACGAUCCCCUAUUGAUGAACUUGAUGAUGUCAGUUAGAUCCAGAAAAACCAGGGAUAAAAAUAGUCGAGUAAUUCUAGAAGGUCACAGAUUAAUAACAGAUGCUCUCGACGCUGGUAGUGUCCCUGAGAUAAUAAUUUUCAGCAGAAUUGCGGAUGCUUUGAAGCUCCCACUACCCGAUGUGGGCGUUAAAUUAUACAAAACACCUUACAGAGCUAUUCAGACGUGGUCAACGUUGACCACUUCUCCAGGAGUAAUGGGAUUUUUCAAAACACCAGACGUAGAGAGCAUUCAAGCAUCCCCGGAAGCCCUUCCCCUCACAGUAAUUUGUGACAACGUCAGAGAGCCCGGAAAUCUGGGUUCAAUCCUCCGAGCCUGUGCUGCAGUAGGUUGUAAGCAAUUAAUUCUCGUCAAAGGCUGUGUUGAUCUUUGGGAUGCGAAAGUGCUCCGUAGUGCCUCAGGUGCUCACUUCCGCAUGCCCAUAUUCGCAACAAGAACGUGGAGGGAAGUUCGAACGAUGAUCGAUCCAUCGGCACAAGUCUGGGUGGCCGACAACGACGCACUAGUAUUAGAGAAGGAAACUGGGGCAGAAGUCCUUGAAGAGGAUGAGGGUGAAGUGCUCGAUGACACUGAGGACUCCCAGAUACUCGUGGAAAAGUCUGACAAUUCCCAGGAGGACGCACCUUCUCCGGACGAGUAUGAGUCCUUCGAGGCUCAAGACGAGCUCUUCAAAUCUGUCGAACAACUUGCGGAAUUCAAGAAUUAUCGAGAACGCGAGAGGGACGCUAAACUGGCGAAGAAAUUGAUCUCGACAAUUCCCAUAAUUCCGUACUACUCCACAAAUUAUCAGAAUAAUGAGAACAUCAUCAUUGUGGGGGGCGAGACUGAGGGAGUGAGUCUGGAAGCCCUUGCUCUCGUUCACGAGAGGAAUGGUUUACGGCUCAACAUCCCGAUGACUAAUGGCGUUGAGAGUCUCAAUACAGGCAUGGCACUUGGGAUCAUUGCCUUUGAAAUGAAACGACAAUUUUCAGUGAGAAAACAACCAGAACGUAAUGAUGAAAGCCACUUAACUGAAUAAACAUACCAUUUGAAAAAUUCUUUUCAUUUUUUUACUUGAAUAAUUGAAAAAUAAUGGAAAACUCCGGCUGUUGCUUGACAUCUCUUUAUUAUCCCAUGAUUUUGUCACUGAAGAAAAAUGAUGCAAUGCGUUUUCCAUUAUUUAUCACAAUUGAAAAAUUUUUUUGUCAUAUUUCUCUUUGAACAAAUAAAGCAAUUAAAGUUUCCUUUCUUAUUUUUGCCGAAAUGUGACAUCAAUCAAUUUGAGAUAGGAUUUGAUCUCACGACCCUUAGGUUUCCAGUCUGAGUCUUUACACACAUGGAUAUCCACUCGGUAUUAAUUUAUACGAUAAUUUCGUUUAGUGGAAAAAAUGAUGAAAUAUGAAGAAUUAGAGGAAAAUUUGCCGAUAACUACUUCACACCCAACAAUUGAAAAACCAUCACGCACCGUUAAUUGCCUUUUUAAUGAAGCAAAAGCUUGUGUAAAUAUCCCCAUUGUCAAUUCAAAUCGUAUUUACUCCCGAAGAAGAUUAAUUCCGGUUUAAUACAGUAGAGUCACGUGUGCAUGAAAUUCAUUUCGAGUGGACUUCGAUGGAGUUUCACUUGUCACAAGGGUAGUUUCUCACCCAACGGAAUGACGAGAACUAGAGGUGAAAAGAGGGGAGAGUGAUGGGACAACGACCCCCUCUGACCCUAUUGUUCAAAAACGAAUGUAAGCCAGGUUCGAGCUGCCAUAGGAACAACAACUGGGCUCCACUUUGAAACUGGCUAAUAAACGAUAUUAAACAAUGGGGCGCAGGGCGUUGAGGGAUUUCAAGCUCUAAUUGAUGUGAAGAGCCACUCAUGCGUAGUGUCCCAUUAUUCUCCGGUUUAUCCUUUUUUCCCUAUUGAAGAAUGUAUCGAGGAUUAUUUCACUGAACCGAUGUAACGCUUUUCAAUUAAAAUGAAACAUGAAUUUAAUUCAUCACAAAUCCAAUCCAA